GAAGUGAAACAGAGCAAAACCAGUAAAACCUAAGCGAAGAAGAAAGCAGAGAAGCAGAAAGAGGCAGAGAAGAAAGGGAAGCAAUCGAGGAGAUGAAGAAGAUGACGCUGCUGCUGAUGGGGUGCGGCGGCGUCGGCCGCCAGCUCCUCCGCCACAUCGUCUCCUGCCGAUCGCUUCACGCCACUCAGGGAGUGCAUCUACGAGUUGUGGGCGUAUGCGACAGUAAGUCGCUUGUCGUGGUGGCGCCCGAUGCGCACAUGUUGGAGUUAGAUGAUAAGUUCUUGCUGGAAGUUUGCAGGGUGAAGGAGGAUGGUUCUUCGCUGUCGAAGCUCAGUGGCUUCGGUGCAUGUCGAGUAUUCGCACAUUCUGAACUGACCGCAAAAGUUUUCAACAUGGUGUCCCAUCUUGGUAAAUCAACGGGUUUGGCAGUUGUUGAUUGCUCUGCUAGUUCGGAGACCACAGAGAUCUUAAGUCGUGCGAUUGAUCUGGGAUGUUGCAUCGUCCUGGCAAAUAAAAAGCCUCUUACUGCAACAAUGGAGUACUACGACAAACUCGUGUCACAACCACGGCGGAUUCGGCAUGAAUCAACUGUAGGGGCUGGCCUUCCCAUCAUAGCGUCAUUGAACCGCAUACUGUCAUCUGGAGAUCCUGUGCAUCGUUUAGUUGGGAGUUUGAGUGGCACAUUAGGAUAUGUCAUGAGUGAGGUCGAAGAUGGAAAGCCAUUGAGUCAAGUGGUGAAAACUGCAAAAAGUUUGGGUUACACUGAGCCAGAUCCACGUGAUGACCUCGGGGGCAUGGAUGUAGCCAGAAAGGCGUUAAUAUUAGCUCGACUGCUUGGAAGGAGAAUCACGAUGGACAGCAUAAAGGUUGAGAGCUUGUACCCAGAUGAGAUGGGACCUACUGUGAUGUGUGAUGACUUUCUUAGCAAAGGGCUUCCUUUACUUGACACAAGUAUCUGCAAAAGAGUUGCAAAGGCUUCUGUAAGCGGGAAAGUGCUCCGUUAUGUCUGCGUGAUUGAAGGAACAAGGUGUGAAGUUGGAAUUCAAGAGCUCCCAAGAGAUUCUCCUUUGGGGAGGUUGAGAGGAAGUGACAAUGUGCUGGAGGUGUACACCCGGUGUUAUAAUAAACAACCAUUGGUCAUUCAAGGUGCUGGAGCUGGAAAUGAUACCACUGCGGCAGGCGUCCUUGCUGAUAUUCUGGAUAUUCAGGAUUUAUUUCCUUGAUAGAAGUCUCUUCUAGUUGAAAAAAGCGAAUCAGUUUUAGGGUGAAAAUGAACAGAAACAGAUCAUUUCACCUGAAUAAGUAGAUGGAAGAGGCUGAUGAGUGUGGGCCUUCUUUUUGCUAGAAACUGUCCUUGUAGUGGUUGAAGUAAUUUUGACAGUCAGCAUAAGAUUGUGCUUGAUGACAUUAGGCUUGAUAACCUAAUUCUCUUAAUGUUAACUUUCUGUGGUGGUGUGCUCCUGAUGCUGAGCAAAGCUACUCAUACAGGGAAGAAUGUCACUAACUGCUUAACAUGGAUAAACAAUGAGUUUCUGUGGCA
Messenger RNA from Eucalyptus grandis, 1540 nucleotides. RefSeq names its product bifunctional aspartokinase/homoserine dehydrogenase. Gene Ontology annotation, molecular function: NADP binding; aspartate kinase activity; homoserine dehydrogenase activity. The record is from RefSeq and is a predicted model, not a curated record. Lineage: Eukaryota; Viridiplantae; Streptophyta; Magnoliopsida; Myrtales; Myrtaceae. Gene Ontology annotation, biological process: aspartate family amino acid biosynthetic process.